AUGACAUCUGCUACUGCCGGGCCUUUGCAGGGGAAGCUCGCCGUGGUGACGGGCGCAUUUAGAGGAAUCGGCGCAGCCAUCACGCGACACCUCGCAGCCAAGGGCGCCAACGUGAUCGGUCUGUACACGUCGGACUCGUCGACCCCGGCCGCAGAAGCAGCCGUCAAAGACUUGUCGUCCAAAUAUGGGGUCAAGAUCGUGCCGGUCAAGGCCGAUCUCAUGAAGCCGGAAGAGGCGGGCCAGGCGCUGGUCGAGGCGGCCAAGGCCAACUUCGGCGGCAACGUGGUCAUAAACAUCCUCGUGAACAACGCCGGCGUCGGGGGGGACUACCCUCUGGGCGAAGUACCCAUUCCCGAGUUCCACCGCAUGUACGCCGUCAACGUCCUGGCCCCCCUCGUCAUCACCCAGACCCUCCUGCCCUUCCUGCCCCACGAUCGGUCGGGACGCAUCGUCAACAUAUCGUCCGUCGCCUCGACCAUGGGCUUCAAGACCCACACCCUGUACGGCGGCACCAAGGCCGCGCUCGAGGCCAUGACCCGGACCUGGGCACGCGAGCUGGCCGAGCGGGCUACCGUCAACGCCGUCAACCCAGGCCCUGUCGAGGGCGACAUGUACUUUGCGGCCGGCCGGGACUUCUGGAAGCAGCUCGACCCCUUCCAGCAGACGACCCCGCUGUCGGCCGUGCGUGAGGGUGUCGACAGCCCCGAGCUGGUCAAGAUAUGCAACGAGAAUAUGUGGGGCCGCCGUCCUGCGUACUGGAGCGAGGUGGCCGCCAUUGUCGGCAUGAUAUGCGGCGAGGAUUCGGCAUGGUGUACCGGCAGCAUCGUCAACGCCAACGGUGGCCUCAGAUUUACUUUGUGA
Molecule: messenger RNA, 861 nt
Organism: Capronia epimyces CBS 606.96
Lineage: Eukaryota; Fungi; Ascomycota; Eurotiomycetes; Chaetothyriales; Herpotrichiellaceae
Exons: 2
Coding region: 1-861 (286 amino acids)
Molecular function (GO): oxidoreductase activity, acting on the CH-OH group of donors, NAD or NADP as acceptor
Source: RefSeq, a predicted model, not a curated record